UGGUGUUAACUACCUCGAAAAGGCGAGUUGCAUGUAAUGGACUCUGUUUGGUUCAGCUGAUCCGGAUUUCUAUCAGACGACAGCUUGCGUGAGUGGGUGAUUUUUUUUUUAGUAGAGAGAGGAGGAAAUAUUUGUUAAGGUAUGGCGAAGCAAUAUUGAGACCUGCAAUUUGUGCAAUAGGUAGUAAAAUUUUUACUGACUUCCGAUUUUCCCUUAAUUAUUUUAUUUUUGCUUGCCAUUGCUCUUAAUAGCUAGGAAUAUAUUUCUCGCAGAACCUCGUGAAGCUCAGGUGAAUGAGCCAACAGUAUCGUAAAAGGGGGAAAAGCGCCAGUUUCAGGAUGAAGAAGUGGUGAUCUGAAUUUAUUGCGUGUUCAGCAUAUUCGAAAUUUGCAAAUUCUGAAAACAAAAAUGUGAUGUAUCAAGCACAAAUUUGUCAAGAUGUCUUAAUACGUUGUUUGGCUCGUUCUCAGGGAUUAUAAGUGUCAGGCUGAUCCGACAAUAAGCUCGAUCUUAGAACUAAGUAAUUCCGCCUAGAUCGUUCACUUAUGUCUCCGUUAGGCAGUUUAGGUAGAUAUACCGGUGAAUGAAAUUACUUCGAUUAUUAUGUUUUGACUAGGUUAAUACCCUUAUUUAUAAACACUCAAAAACCUUGUCGUUAUAAAGAUGUCAAAGAUGGCAAACGCCGAGCUACCAUCCACACUUUAGGUCAGGCAUUGAUCGGAAAUCGAACGGAAGCACGGAAACCUCCUAUUAAUCAUUGCUUUAUUUCCCCCUCUUUAUCCGCAGUCAGUCGAACAAAGAUUGGAAAAAAUAUUGUAAAACGAUUGACUCGUUUUAUUACCUCUUCUUAUAAAUGCAUCAUUUAAACUGCUUUGACAGUUUUGAAAAAACAAUUACUAAAGAGAACUUUAGUCACUGUAAGCAAAUUAGAUAUAAAUAUGGGAAACAACGAACUUUCAGCUUCUUCCGUAAACAACUUUGCAGUUUUAACUAUAUGCGUAUCCUAAUCAGCCGAACAAUAAUGACUUUAGGCUGUGUCAAAUUAGGUUAGUCCGGCAGUCGGGCCAAAAAAAAUGACAGAGAGAAAAAAUGAAAUCGGAAAGAAAGGAUGGAAGAGGAACGGACGUAAACAAAUGAAAACGACGAUAGCAGUAUGUUUUUCCAGGAGCCUAUAACCCUCCUGCUUAUGCUUUUCCAAAGUCUUAACAAAUAUAAUUAUGCGAAGGCUUAUUAAAUGGUAAGAAAGGAACAUUGAUUUUUAUUAAUGAAAUAAAAGGAAAGCUGCAUUUUUUUUCACAGAGGAAUGAUCGGUUGUGCUAAUUUAAAGAUUUCAAAGAAACCUUUUUUACCUAUAUCUUUUUUGUUGUUGUUUUUUCCGUUUUCCAAAAAACCUGAUCACCCUGCGGGCUGGUCGGGUCAUGGCAAAAAUGAAACUGACCGUUUCUUGGCGGGUAUGGUCAGGAGGGUUAUGGGCUCCUGGCAUGGAUCAGUGCAAUUUCUCCUCUUGUCUUUGUGUCCGGGGGUGGGUACUCCCUCACAUAAGCCAUAAUGUGCCGCCCCAAAGGUUAUGUUUUGGGGGCCUGUUUGGUCUGAAAAUGGGUAUACACUUUGCCCAUUUUGGUUUGGAAUCGGGUAUGGUUUUCGAGAGCGCUACGGGAGCGUAUGAAUGUAGUUAUCUUUUCAAUUCCAAAUGCCAAAUGUUAAGAACGAAAUAGAAAUAUGCGAAUUCGAAAUGCAUUUGAAGAGUUAUUUUGUUUGCGCUCUAAUUUAAGUAAUGAAUAAUGAUGACAUAAUUUCUGCCUAAAGUCUAGGUCUGAAAAACGGGUAUGGAAAAUGACAUUUUUUAGUCGGAAAUAGGGCCAGGAUUUGGAAAACCGAGCGGCAUACCCAGGGGCGGUGGGCUAGCAGGGUAGGGCGGACUAUUUUAUCGGUGGUGGACUAACAGAACUCAGGCUGGCUCAUUUCCAGUGAACAGCAGCUAGUGUCCUCAGGGUAAAACCAAGGGCAAAAAUGUUCUAAAUUUAGCGAGGCUAGGCAUGCGUUGAUUGUUUAUUGAAUAAUCACGCAACUCGAAGCCAUUCUCGUUGGCAAAGCUGCGACCAAAUUGGCCAGCACCACGGAUUGAUCCGUGGCGUUUAUUGGCCGCAGGGAUCUUAACUAUGGGAACGAUUAUGCUGGUGAAACCUUCGAACGCUCGGUGGGGUAUCGCUUUUUAAAUUAACAAUUCUAUGAAACUUAGCUAUUCAAUAAAGCAAGUUUCAAAGUGGCACAUUUAUCCAUUUUAAAACAUAGGGAGGAAACUGGACUCCCUCCAUAGCGGCGGAAACUGAGCCAUGAAACCUUAUCUUCGUAUCACUUUGCAAAAACAAGAUCCUUGUACAAAUCUGCCGCGCCGCAUGUUCUCUUGUGAAAUAGCAAACUGUUUAAUUUUUUUUCUAGUCUCCGGGCAAAUCAGUUUUCCAGCCAGAAUUCAAAGAGGGAAGACGUCUUAUAGGAAAAUGAUGAAAUUAAAGGACAAGUGCUUCAAAACCGAAGAUAAAGAGAAGAAAGAGAUCACAGUUCGCGUAGAGCGUGAGGAGUGUCCUGAUGGUGGAUAUGGUUGGAUUAUAUGUAUUGCUGCGGCCAUUAUUCAGUUCAUCAUACUGGGAAUUCAUAACAAUUUUGGAAUCUUGUACACUUACUUUAUGAAGGACCUAGAUGCGGAUCCUGCGGAUACAGGUGAGUCAUCGCCAUCUUCGCAGAGGGUCGUUCAGACAGUAGGUAAUUCACUAGUCUUAGCACCCCAUUGAGAAAUUCAAUCGCAUGUUAACAAACCAUUGUACUUUUUCUCAUGUCACGAAUAAAGAUGGAGGGUAGACCCGAAAAAUUAUGACUAGCCCGCUUUACGGGAAACGAAAUGCUGUUAUGUAACUCCAUUCACCUUUGAAGAAAAGCGUGUACGGCACAUCGACCCCAAUCGGUUUAUUUCUAUCACAACCUUAUGUAAUUCAUAAGCCUUGAACUGAAAUAAAUUUUGCUCGAUAUGCAAUUGGGGGAUUUCUCUCUGGGUGUAUGUGUUUGAACUUGUCCAACUGCGAACUACAACCCUAGCCUAUAGGCGGGCUUAUAGGAAAGUUCGCAUGAACUAAGAGCAUUGAACUUUAUAAGGUAAACGUCGCCAUUUAGAUAGCAUCUUAGACAUAAAUUGCACAAUCAGAUAUCAGAUAAAUGCCUUUUUCGAUUGCCUGACAUCACACAACGUUCUGAACUGGAAACAUGCAUUCAAGCAGAAUAUUUAGUUAGAGACCUCUGUUGUUCAGUUUUCUGCCUUUAUUAUGUAACCCGCUCAUGUGGUAAUACGUAGCAGCCAUUGUUUUCUUUUGUAUACUUGUGUCUUAACUUGGCAUUAGUCAGAUUGGUAUUGCUGUUAGUAUCUGUUUCACGGGUUACGUAAAAUUAAUCUCAGGCCACUGGGUCAUCCGUUAUCAAAACUAUCAUACUACUACGACUACGAGACGACUAGGACUAACUACUACUACUACUACUACUACUACUACUACUACUACUACUACUACUAGUACUACUACUAUAAUUACUACUACUACGACUACUACUACAACUACUACUACUAUUACUACUACUACUACUACUGCUACUACUACUACUACUGCUACUACUUCUUCUUCUUCUUCUUCUUCUUCUUCUUCUUCUUCUUCUUCUUAUUCUUCUUAUAUGGUGUAACGAUCAGGGUAGGGUAUGAGUUCCUUUCAUGGCUGACAACAUGGCAGUUAACAUUUGGUCCAUUUGUGUUUCUUCUUCUUAGCCCCAUUCAGCUGACACGUCACUGCUCUUUAACAUUUAUGAGAACAAUACAAUCUGGCAGUCACGCGAGAUUAAACUUUGCAAAGCCAUUAAGUACAUACCAGCACGCACAAAACCACGUCUCUAACACAACCAUAGUAUGUUAGUUGUAAACAGAAUCUCUCUUUUGGGGGGAUUAAGAGGAGAUGGAGAGAUGGUGAAAACUAGGGCAAGAUCGAUUUUGUUGUUGUCAAAUAAUGAAGGCCGUUUAGUGUUGAUCUUCUAACGGAAUUGGAGACAAAAUAUACUUCUGUCCUUGUACACUGUCCUGUAAGGACAUCAGACACCAAUUCGUAACUCACGAGAAACAAAAAUAUCAUCAUCAUCAUCGGUCGAUCGAAGAGCAGUCAACUGAAAUUCGUCUCCAACUGGCGCAGUCUUGGCCAGUGUGCACGAUGUCAUCCUCUGAAAAGUGCUUGUUGGGGUCGAUCCUAGCCUGUUCCAGGCGUUCAGAUAGUGGGGCCCCCCUCUACUUUUCAUCGCUUUCUUUACUUCGCACUGCUCUCCACUAUCUGAACGCUUGGAACAGGCUAGGUCGAUCCAUUCCUGGACUCGGCUGGGAAAGGACUUAUGGGGUCUUCCCUGGGGUCUUUUCCCAUUCUUUAAAAGAGAAACAAAAACUUACUUUCAUAAAAAAUUAGGUUAGCCCUUGUUUGUAACAUUGCAAAUUAAAAUCUUUAUUUUAAUUUUGGACAUCAUGUAAGCAAAAUACUGUAUCCUUUUUCAUGGUAAUACCCUAUAUGUAAAAGCGACUGCUAAUAAAUAUCUUAAUGUUGUUAAUAAUAAUAAUAAUAAUAAAUUAUGAUAAUGAUAAUAAAAUAAUAAUAAUAAACUUUAUUCAAGUGUCAGAUACUUAAGCUAUAUAUAAACUAAUUGGCUCAUAUUGGAUUGUCGAUUUAAGUUUUGGUAGAAUACUUAAAAUUACAUUUAAUACCCUUAUCAUGCAAAAACUGCUUUUAGUCACUGCUUUUAGUUUCGAUCACUAAGGAAAUGACAUCAAAAGAAGACGUAAAGAAAAAAACGAAAAACCACGACUUAGUAUCUGUUUCAUCUACGACACAUUUAAAAACCUUGAACUGCAACACCUUACACGUCGACCUAAGGGCAUCAAAAAGAUAUUCUUUUUUACUAUCAUAGCAUUCAUGACAUGAGCUUCCCACGUGUGAGAACGCUGCUAUUACCUGGUAAAUAAAGUUCAGCUAUCAUCUUUCAUGCGUGGCCUCUCCCAGUAUACAGUAGAAACUAAAGCAAUAUGCGAUCUGUUGGUAUUUCAGCGUGGAUUGGCUCCAUAGCAUUUGGUAUGAACUUCCUUUGUGGUCCUAUAGCAAGCAGUUUAUGUCAGAGGUUCGGAUAUCGUAUUGUAGCAGCAGUUGGUGGCCUUAUUGCAGCCCUCGGUCUCUUGCUGACGUCAUUCACUAACAGUCUUUACCUCAUCUACCUUACAUAUAGUGUCCUUUGGGGCUUUGGCUCGAGUUUAAAUUAUGCUCCAACCAUGCUUGUGUUGGGUGAGUUAAUGUAGCUUCAUAACUGAUUUACCAGGUGCGUAGCUGGAAAUUUAGCCUGCGAAUGCGAUUGUCUCCCUUCGUUGCUCACCGCUAGAGAUGUUUCGCGACGAAGGCGAGAAACGAGGGUAGACGGUUGUAUUCGCCGGCUGUUAAAAAUUUCCAUAAACACGCACUGUUUGCGAAUGAACCCUACAUCAUCUCCCAGGGAUCAUUUCCUCGCGGCGGAGGGUGGGGGGGGGGGGUAACAAUAUGGAGAGGUAAUCAUCUCUCUUUAUCUUAGGACCGUGACCUUCAGGCAGCAGUUAAGGCAUUUCACGCGUGGCAAAACCGAAGAAAAACACCUGUUUUUGUUUUAAAAAAAAUAUCUCAGUGAAAGACGUUAAAGCGGAGUUAUGUAGGCAGUUGCGCCGCUUUCCAGCUAUUCCCUAUUUAUCUUCUAUUCCCUUGCUUUUUCCGUUUUGUUUUUUCUUUCUAUUUAUCUUCGAAAUUUUUUCAGGUGCACACGAGAGUAACGGUAAACAAGUUUCUCUGCCCCUUUUUGCUUAGAGUACAGUUUUACAGCCAGUUGAGACCCAAACAGCAACUGAUUGUAUUCUCCAAACCCUUCUAUACAGGUCAAUACUUUCAAAGGCAUCUCCCUUUAGCCAAUGGUAUUGUUACAGCUGGUAGCGGAAUUGGUACGUUGGCAAUGGGGCCCUUUUACCAUUUCAUUCUCUCAAACCUCGGUUGGAAAAUCAUGCUAAGAAUUCUUUCUGGAUUCGCCUUUCUCAUGUUUGUCAGCGCUCUACUCUACCGUCCCCUUCCUGCCAAGUAUAAACGUGCUUGUACGGAGAAGAAAGAGAGAGCCAAGCUGUUUGACUUAUCCGUGUGGAAGAUAAAGCCGUUCGUGUUUUGGGUUGUAUCCAUGUCGCUACUGUUCGUUGGCUAUUUUGUUCCUUUCAUUCACUUGGUGAGGAGACUUUGUUGCAAUAAAUAGACCAUUUCCGUGUUCCAAAAGCCUUCACAUUCAAAACGAGGCUAAGUGCAAAAAAUGACUUUUAUUUGCACUAGAAUAAUCAUUUUCAUAUCAAUGGUUUCGAACUAAGCCUCGCCCUGAAACAGAGGCUUGAGGCAUCUCGAAAAUGGCUAUUAAUUAUUUCGAAUCUUGUCACUUCGAGACGAUUGCCAAAUGACAAUUAACCUUAUUAUUUUUUUUUUUCCAAGCCCAAUCACGCGAAGAAUUUAGGCGUGCCUGGUUACGAGUCCGCUCUUCUAAUCGGCUAUCUAUCCAUUGCUUCCACUGUGUCACGUGUCCUGUUUGGUUUAGUGCUCAAUCAUCCAAGAAUUAAUCGUUUCUACGUUCUACAGGUAUGUGUAGAGAUACCUGCCUGAUCCCAGAGGUUUUUCUUGAUUAUUUUGUCCCCGUAAUAGAGAACGAGCCUUUUCGCUUAGCGGCUCUUUCUUUCUCAAGAGGACAAAAAUUUCAAGAAAACCUUCUGAGGUCAGAGCAAGAGAUGCCUAGCAGUCACAAAACAUAAAACAGAAAAUUCAGGAGUAGCUAUGUCAACUAGGCCAAAGUUGACACUUAAAAUGUUAGCGAAAUACUUCAGAUACAGAACGCACCUCUGUGUCAAAUUUCGUUUCGUUUAGCUUCGCAGUUUUAGUAGAUAACGUAACGAAAGUUUUCCACAAUACAUUUUAUAACGCUCUUGUUACCUGUUUACCUUAAGCAAAUUUUUCUCUCCUUUGAGGGGUAGCAAAACAAAGCAAACACUAAGUAUAGUUGAGAAAACUGAAAUGGUCCACAGAACAUGAAACAUGCCUAUAGAAAGAUUAGGUAUUCAACUUUCAUAGUCUUCAUAAAUUGUUCUUUUUACAUUUUAAUGCAUUUUUCUUUCAGCUAUGCUUUCUUAUGAUGUCUGUAACAUGUACGCUAUGUCCGUUAGCACGGGAUUACACUGGGCUCAUACUAUAUGCUGUUGGCUUUGGAAUUUUUGAUGGCUGCUUUGUUUUGCUAAUUGCCAUCACCACUAGUGAUAUAGUCGGUCCUAAUAGACUACCACAAGCUUUAGGAACUUUGUAUGGAGUGAUAUCUCUCCCUAUGAUAUUUGGUCCACCCCUGGCAGGUACGUUUACCACCCAUUUUCAUCAUUAUCCAUACAGAAUAUAGAUCCUAAUGCUAUUUCAUAUUUCACUUGUAGGUUUUACUAGGAUUUGGAAUAAACUAUACAAGAGAUAUAUUCCUUGGGAUUAUUUCCACUGUCGGAGUGAUGUUAUUCUGAAUCAGUGUCGCCCCAUGAAAUGAUAAAAAGCGAUGAAAAUUUACUUAGAAAAUAAAGGGAUGCGGAAGUUAAAUGGAUAUUGAGGUUUACUUGAAAUACAUCGUUUACCGUAACACAAUUGGGCGGCCUGUGUGGAUUACUUGACUUAAUGUUUUUACUCUAUCUCUUUCAGCGUUUAUUUUCCAGGUGUCUGGUUCGUAUCAAAAUGCUUUCUUUGUAGCCGGGGGCGCCAUAGCUACUGGGACAUGUACUCUUUCACUGAUUCCAUUCUUUAUGCCUGAAACCAGAGAGAAUGUCGAAUCAACAGAAGUCCGGAAAGAGCCUCUUUUGAAAGAGAAAACUAUACAGGACUCAAAUUGUACAGCGGAAAGACAACGGAACUCUUAUAUUUAUGACACAAGUCAGUUUGCGUGGCGACGCCCGUUAUCUUGUCAGCUUGCGACUGGUAGACUGGGAGACAUGUUAAGCGUAGAAUGUAUUCUUGAUAUGCUUGAAAGAGAGACUGACGUUUGACAUGAACAGACACACAAAGUUAUUGCAAGCGUGGGAAAACGUUCACCUCCCCUGGUACACCUUGCCAACCUCAUCUCCAGGGAUCCCUUCGCUGACCAAAAGGAAUGCGGCCUCUAGGAACGAACUUGGCUCCUGGUUACAAGCGCCGCAUGCGCAGUUAAGGUACGGGAAGCAUGCGGGGGUAAAUAACGCGAGAGAAACGUGUACCUGGCAAAAAUGGGGUGGCAUUAGCGGGAAGUACACCCAUUCGAAGACUAUGAAGUAACAUUUUUAAAAAUACAGCUGGCCGGAUAUACAAAAUUUUACAAGAUUAAAACAAAGCUUAUUUAUUUAGUACAUAUUUCAAAGAAAGGAAAAACAAACAAAGAAACAAACCAAAGUAGG
Messenger RNA from Porites lobata, 8503 nucleotides. The record is from the annotation of a GenBank genome assembly. Lineage: Eukaryota; Metazoa; Cnidaria; Anthozoa; Scleractinia; Poritidae.